Molecule: messenger RNA, 738 nt
Organism: Fibroporia radiculosa
Lineage: Eukaryota; Fungi; Basidiomycota; Agaricomycetes; Polyporales; Fibroporiaceae
Exons: 4
Coding region: 1-738 (245 amino acids)
Source: RefSeq, a predicted model, not a curated record
AUGGACAGCUCUGCUGACUCCGCUUCGAAUUCUCUCGGUCUGGACUUGGAUGCUCUCAAGAUCAAGGACGAUCCGGAGUCGUCUGGUUCUCCAGAAGCUGCCGCGGACGACGCUAGUACAGCGCUGUCAGCCGAAGACGCGAGUGCCUCAAAGUCUGCAGAGGGUGUGGAUGAGGCGCCGCCGGAUGAGGAAGCAAGGUCACCAGUGUCCGAGGGUAAGAGGUCCGAGGCAAAGGAGAAGAAGAAACCAUAUGUGAACGUCGACCGAUUCAAGACCGGUGGCCAACGAGACAAGCCAAGCGACGAGGAGCUGGCGGAACGCAUGACGCGGAUAAGGGAACAAAAUGAGAAGAUCAAACAGAGACGCAUUGAUGUACAAGCAGACGAAGAGGCAUUCAAGAAGACACAACAGGUUGAGCGUAUGAAGGCAGCGAGGAACAAGAAAGUACAGGAGAACAUUGAUCGAACUCGCGAACAGAACGCCCGCAACAAGAUGGAAAAGAUGCAAAGCAGAGAAUGGGACUCUGGAAAGUCAAAUCGUGAAUGGAAACCGGCUAAAAAUGCCGAGCAGAGCGACGAUGCAAGUAAGGGACCACGUCAAUCAAUCGGCAUACGAGGGGCUGUGCGCGGAGGAGGCAGGGGUCGAGGCCGGGGGAGGACACCCUCAGCCACUGCCCCAGAAAGCAGCGAGAAAACAGCAGUUGCAGAGACCAUUCCCGCGCCUGCCGCUGCAACAUGA